AUGCAGACUCGGAGCAGUGGCGUCGCGCUUCGUCCACCUAGUCGAUCCGGCUCGUCCACCGGCGGCGCAGCUCCUCCCUUCCCACCCCUAGCAUUCAAUGAUGAUCAAGCCUUGAACAGUCGACGUGUCCCUGCGCCAGUCAUGCCUCCAAGAAGCAAGACUCGCCCCCUUCAUCUCCACACCCUCGAUCAGAAUGUCGCGCCUCGCACGCACUCUCUGCAGCAGAUCUCAGCUUUACAUAACCCGUCAGGUGCAACGCUGGCCUCCCAAGCACAGAAGGGCCAGCAUGACGGCAGCAUACAGCCAGGCAACUCAGCAACAGCUACUCAACGCCCCGACACCGAGUCCCAAUUCCAGGACAUUCCGGACGACUUCUUUGCGUCCAUAGAUGAUGAGUCGCUCGCAACCAAUGGGCGCUCGCCUAUCGCUGCCAUCCAACAGCAGCAGCAGCAGCAGCAGACACAGCAUACAGACCUGCCUGUGUCCGCUCAACACCGCCCCUCGCUGCCUGCGGCUCUUAUGCAUGGCACUCAAGCCUCGACAACGAAUGCGACUGCUUCCACUCGCCGCUCAGCACCUCCAAUGCAUGUUCGCUCGCCUCACGCUCGGCGCGGUGUCAACUUCUCCAGAUCAUCGCCAAGGUCGUCCCCUGGCACGGCUGCCGCUCUUAUGCCGCCUCCUCAGCAGCCGCGCGCCCUCACCACCAACAGCCAUAGCCAGAAUGUAGAUCGCGCGCACAUCCACAUCGUCAGCCAGACGCACACAACCUCGGAUGUUGGAGCUCAGCGCCCCAGCUGCAGCGCUCAAAGCGCCAGCAGCCACAGCUCGCCCAGUAGCAGCCACCCUACCACUGCCACAAUGGCCGGCCUACCACCGCAGUCCUGCGCCUUCCGUAUGGUUCAAAAGGAGCUCAGCUGCGCGCAGGCUAAGAAUCGACGCUACCUUGGAGUGAUCGAAGAGCUGGAAAGGACGGUCGUGAUGUUGAGGGGUCAACGAGGAGAGGCGCCAAGCGGAGUUGGAGGAUCUGGUGAUGGGUCAGCUGCGCAAGAUGGACCGGGCGCUGGAUCCGGAGAUGGAGCUACUGAGGGAUCAGUGGCGGCAAGCCGAGGAGGGGAACAAGAUGAGCACGAUGAGAUUGAGUCUUCCUCUUCCAGUCAACCAGGGAGAUGA
Messenger RNA from Jaminaea rosea, 1170 nucleotides. RefSeq lists its product as hypothetical. Lineage: Eukaryota; Fungi; Basidiomycota; Exobasidiomycetes; Microstromatales. The transcript has 2 exons. The record is from RefSeq and is a predicted model, not a curated record. Bases 1 to 1170 code for a protein of 389 amino acids.